Strigops habroptila (Kakapo) is the source of this 9711-nucleotide messenger RNA. It is a transcript of the gene ARHGEF18, whose product is annotated as Rho/Rac guanine nucleotide exchange factor 18. Gene Ontology annotation, biological process: small GTPase-mediated signal transduction. Lineage: Eukaryota; Metazoa; Chordata; Aves; Psittaciformes; Psittacidae. The coding region runs from base 7 to 4758 and encodes 1583 amino acids. The record is from RefSeq and is a predicted model, not a curated record. Gene Ontology annotation, molecular function: guanyl-nucleotide exchange factor activity. The transcript is spliced from 30 exons.
UGCCUAAUGUCACCUGCCUGUGCGUGGCUGAUUUUACAUCCCUCCUGGUUACCUGCUGGGACCUUCUCUGUCUUUGCAGGGUCUGACUGCAAGCCAUGCUUACAGGAAUUCACUGACCGCGGCACCCCUGCUUUGGAGUAUCACAACCCCAAAAGCUUCCUCCCGUCCCUGAUCGCUGAGGAUGACACCUUCUGCACCAGCAUGGCUGAAGAAAAGGAGGACUCGUCUUCCACAGAGCUGGAUGCCCCAGCAGCGGACUUGCACAGCAGCACAGAGGAUCUCCUCUCGGACUCUGCUCUCCAUGGCACGGAGUAUUACAGAGAUCUGGGACUCCUGAGCCUGCCAAUUGCCAAAACAGCACCAGAGACGGCAGCACAGCCAGAACAAGCAACCCAGGCUGUGUCUGCCCUUCGCUUACUGGAAGAGAGACCAGGGGCUCUGAGCAAAAUGUCUGUGGAUGUUGCUUUUUCCAAUCCCAUUUCCUGCUCCGUACGUUACGGUGAGGCUGACUGCCGUUUUCUGAACAAAGGCCACAUUUGCUCCUGUGCAGCGGUGCCAGAAGAUGGUACCAGCACUUCUGAGUGUCCCGCAGAGACAGACAACGAGCUGGACCUGCAGGAGGCCGAGGAAUCCUUCCCCACACUGGUGAGAUCUAUGUCUACCUCUCGGAGGCACAGCUGGGAGAGCCCUUUAUCACCCACGGACUGCAAGCGCAGGUUCAGCCUGGAUGCCACAGAGAUGGGUAGUGACCCAGAGCAGGAGGACAUGGAGAAGAGGACCCAGUCCUGCCCACAGCCUCGUGUGUCCCUUCAGCUGCCCAAAGGGGAGCUGGAAGCCUGGAGCAGCAGCAGGGGUAGCACGGUGAUCAAAGUGGAGAUAGAGCCGUUGCGCGCGAGCCCCACGGUCAGCCCUGGCUCGGAGGAGACGGAAUGUGGCGGUAACGGGAAGAGACUGAGGUCAAAGUCUGUCCCAUCAGCCUGUGAGACGGUUGUCUCCCUUCAGACACCUUGCAGUUUCAACACUUCUCUUCCAGCCGUGGAAGCUGUUGAACCCCCCGCUCUGGAGAUGCUGGAGAAGGACCACGUGUCUCCAGACCAUGUGCUAAUUGUCCAGCAGGUACUUCAGGAGCUGAAAUAUUAUCAUGGGGCAAAGCAGAGAGCGCGUGCGCAAGAAGGCAAUGAUUCUUCCCAGCAGAACCUCACCUGGUUUGAGUUCCUAUCUAAUGAAAAUGAGGACAGUGGAAAGAGCGAUAAAGCAGAGAAAGGCACGAAGGUGAUGCGACGUCUGAGUUCCCUGCGGAGCCGAGUCACUGGGUCCUGGCAAAAGGAUAAGGGUAAGAACAAAGAGCAGCCAAAAGACAGAGAGAAGGAGACAAAGGAGCCAAAAGAAAGGUGGAAAGAGAUCAAUAGGCACCAGCUUGUGCCAGGGGUUUUCUCCAGUUGCACCAGCUGCUCUCUCUGUGCCAAACCUCUUGUGAAUAAAAGUGCUCUGCAGUGCCUGAAUUGUGCAGUGAAUGUCCAUAAGAACUGCAAGAGUUUACUGGCUGAAUGCAGCAACAUCAGACCCAAGCAGAAAGAUUUGCAGCACAGACCUUCUGGAUCUCCACAAAGUUCGCCCCAGUGCAUUUCCCCAGCCACUUCUUUGAAGGAGCAGCCCCGGAGCCUUCUCCUGGGACCCGAUGGCACCCCAGUACUAUCGCGGAAUCUCGGCAUGACUAUCGCCCAAAGAGGAAAUUCUCAGUCUUCACUGAAUACUGCUGGAGCUGUCAAUAAAUUUGGACUAAUUUCAGGAGACAUGGAUGAAGGGGAUUCAGGCUUUGUCAAAUUUAAGCAGACUUCAGAUGACGUUGUCUCGCUUGCACCUUCAACAGCAGACACCAUUUUUCUGGAAGAUGCAUAUUCUGUAUCCCUCCGAAGUGAAAUAGAAACAGAUGCUCAUGAGUUUGAGGCAGAGUCUUGGAGUGUUGCAGUGGAACAGUCUUAUGCAAAAAGGCAAAGGCCAGACGUUAAGAACAGGCAAGAUGUCAUUUAUGAACUAAUGCAGACUGAAAUGCACCACGUUAGGACGCUGAAAAUAAUGCUGAAGGUAUACUCCAAAGCCAUGAGAGAGGAACUGCAGUUCCCAAAUGCAGUCAUCAACAAGCUCUUCCCCUGUGUGGAUGAGCUGCUGGAGAUGCAUGGGCAAUUUCUGCUCCAGUUAAAGGAGAGACGGAAGGAAUCCUUGGAAGAAGGCAGUGACCGAAAUUAUCUAAUCCAGAACAUUGGAGACCUCUUGGUAAAACAGUUUUCAGGUGAAAAUGGGGAGAGAAUGAAGGAAAAAUACGGUGUGUUCUGUUGUGGACACAAUGAAGCUGUUAGUCACUAUAAAGACCUGCUCCAAAGCAAUAAGAAGUUCCAAACCUUAAUAAAGAAAAUUGGGAACUCUUCCAUCGUGAGGAGACUUGGUGUUCAGGAGUGUAUCCUCCUGGUAACCCAGCGCAUCACCAAAUACCCGGUCUUGGUGGAACGCAUUAUUCAGAAUACAGAAGCUGGAACUAGAGAUUACGAAGAGCUCACCCAGGCCCUUAGUUUAAUUAAGGACACAAUCACUCAUGUAGAUGCCACAGUAAAUGAGUGUGAGAAGGGGCAGCGCCUUAAAGAGAUUAUGCAUAAAAUGGAGCUAAAAUCAUCAGGGAAAUUCAAGAAUGGGCUUUUCUUCCGGAAGGAUGACAUGGGACAGAGGCGGCUUCUGCUGGAUGGGAUGCUGUACUGGAAAGCUGCAUCAGGGAGACUCAAAGAUAUUCUGGCAGUCCUGUUAACUGAUGUACUGUUGCUCUUGCAAGAAAAGGACCAAAAAUACACAUUUGCAUCAGUGGACUCUAAACCGCCAGUUAUCUCGUUGCAAAAGUUAAUUGUAAGAGAGGUAGCGAAUGAGGAAAAGGCCAUGUUCUUAAUUAGUGCUUCCUUAAAAGGACCAGAAAUGUAUGAAAUUCACACAAGCUCGAAAGAGGAGAGGAAUUCCUGGAUGGCACACAUCCGCAGAGCUGUAGAAAGCUGUCCUGAUGAAGAAGGAGGAACAUUUAAUGAACCUGAAGCAGAGAGGAGGCUGGCUGAAGCAAGAGCUGCUAAGUUAAAAGAUUUUCAAGAGCGUUUGAACAUGAAAGAUGACCUGAUUAUGCAAAGUCUAACUGAGAAGCAACAGAUUUAUCUCGAAAUGUCUGAAAUGAUGGGGUUUGAAGACCACUCCCAAGGAUCCCGAUCUAGGCUACUGCUUCGGGGGGAUAUCCCAGAAAAUCUGCAAGGAGAGGCAAUUUUGAAAUCAGCAGUGACAGAAGCUGAAAAUCUCCAGAACCUUAUCUUCACUCACUUAGGCAAUGGAUCCUGUCAGCCUGAGGAUGGCUCUGGGUCAGGACUCCCCAGGAGAGCAGAGACCUUUGGAGGAUAUGACAGUAGUCCCUCAAUCUCAUCUAAAAGUGGUAAUUUUAGGAAGAACAGUGGUGGUGACCAGAGGCAGUGGGACUGGAGAGGCCCUGCAGUAAGCUCAGAUGUGCAACUCCAUGACCUCCCUUCUGAUGCAGAAGAAGCAUCUCAAACCAGUGAUGUAACAAGGCUGGAUGACAGCAGCGGCUUUCAGCCCACAAUAGAGUCUCAGCUUGUCCAAAGGAUACAAACACUGUUACAGCUGCUCUUCAGUCUUCAGGCAGUGAUAUCUCAGCAGGACAGCUACAUUGAGGUGCAACGAGCCACUAUGGUAGACCGGGAGAAGCAAUAUCGGCUGCAGUCUACACGAGGCAAUCUGCUGCUAGAGCAGGAGAAACAGCGGAACUUUGAAAAGCAGAGGGAAGAACUGAUGAAUGUACAGAAACUUCAGAGCCAGCUGAAGCUGGAGCAGCAACGCCUGGAGCGGGAAAGGAGUCGGCAGCAGAGGGAAUUUGAAAGCAAAGAAGCUCGGCUGCAGGAAAGUGAAGAGGGGACUCGGCAGCUGAGAGAGAAGGUGAAUCAGGAGAGGGAAGAGCUCGAGAGGCUGCGAGAGGCCUAUCAGCAUGACCUCGAGAGGCUGCGGGAAGCUCAGAGAGCAGUUGAGAAGGAGAAGGAGCGUCUAGAUCAGCAAAGGAAGCUGAAGAAGCAGAACACGGUGUCAGGCACAUUCUCCCCAGAAAUUGGACAGAACCAGAUGCUAAGUCAUUCUGUUAGCUUCAAUGGAGAAGGGGUAGAACCAUCUGCACCCGCCUUCAAAACCUCAGUGAGAGUGAGCGUCUCCGGGAUGGAUUACCUGGAACGGCCCGACCUGGUUCGCAGGGACAGCACCACCCUGGAGAAUCGCCCUGUUCUUGCACUGAAGAAUGAAGUGCCAAUACAUCUCCUGAGUGCAACUAAUCAGAUACAGAAACCAGCUGCGGUCCAGCAGCAGAUUCCUACCAAGUUGGCCACUUUUACAAAAGGAAGCAAAGAGAAAGGUGGGAAGAACAAAGCAUCUCAUAGGACAGACAGUUCAGCAUCCAUUGAUCAGAAGCAGCUGCUUCCCCCCAGGCUUGUUGGGCGAGAUGAGGGUGUCCUGAGAGGCAGACGGUCAGCAAGUCCAGUCCUCCCGAGCAGCCAGGCCACUGCAUUCCAGCCAGAAUUGUACGGCCCUACAGAUGCUCCUCCAGAAGCACUUUCCUCUGCCUCAGCGAACCUAUUCAAGCCCAAUAACGUUCCUGUUCAGAGCCUGGUGACCUCUCAGCCGAGUCCGUUAAACGUGCAAGAUGAUACCAGCAAAGAAGAUGUAAUUUUCUUCUAAUUGUUUCCAUUUAAAGAUUGAUCUUCUGACAUACUGUUUCAAGAACUCAGGCCCCAGCGUGCACCGUGACAGAGACCUGACAUGGAUGUCUUUUCAUCCCUACCCCAUUGCUACUAGCAAGGACCACACCAGGAUUACUGUUCUACUUUGUUGGCUUCUCUGCCAGCAGCUCAGAAUGAGGGCACAGUAGUAAUAAUUUGCUUUUAAAUUCUCCAAAUAUGGAAAUGUAUUGACACACGGCAUGGGUAUAUAAAUUUCAGAGCCUAUUAAAAUACUGACAUGUAUUGUAACGUGCUCUUUUUGGAGAAUGUACACUCUUUGUGGGCACCAUCUUGUAAAUUGUUAGAGUUGAUGUUGAACCACCCAGAUUUUUAUGUAAGAAGUUUUAGUUGUUGGCCCCAAAAUGGCUGCAAAUUUUUAAAUCUGUUUUCACAGGUACAUGGUCAGUAACGGGCUGUGGUAAUGGUGUGUUGAUAACUAAUUGAUUAGCCAAGCCAGCCUCCUUACAGCCAGGCAUGACCCACAUCGUGAUCCCACUCAGAGGAGCCAGACUAGAGUGUCUGUUCCUUUAGUGCAUUCAAUGGAGCACAUGCUCAGUGGGCAGGCACAGUGGAAGAGAGAAGGUAAGCUUCUUAACAGAGUCUUCAAGGGUCAGGAGCUCCACCUGCUUGUGGAUGAGAAGGGUUGGAUGUCUGAGAAUGUACAACGGUAAUGAAGAGUUGGACUAAAUGCACAUUUCACUGGCCAUGAGCUUGCAUUGGGGUACCUGUCUCCUUGGAGACACUGGGAGAGAGCACCACAGGUUCCCAAGCAAAAGUCCUGAGCUGGUUCAGAAUGAACUUAGAGACUUGGAUUUUGUUCUUUGCUGAAGAUAUGGACAAGAAGUGGUCGAAUGCAGUAAUUUAUUGUCUUGUUUAAUCCUGAGGUUUCUGCAUCUUUUGUUUGUCUGUUAAUUCGUUGGGACUUUACUCCAAGUACUAGAAGAUAUCAAAGCUGCUGUUACUGCAGAGACUUCUCUGCAGCCCUGUGUCAGGAAUGAAGGCAAUAAGAAUGGUUUGGGUUUAAAAUUAAAAAGAAAAAAAAUAUAUAAAAAUAAAAAAAGAGAAAAAAAUUAAAAACAAAGAAACCAACUCUCAGCUAAACCUGUGUUGGUUUAGCUGCUUCCAGCUAAACCAGCUUUGAUACCUCUUGUUAAAUGGGUCAGUUCUUAAUCAUGGAAUGUUGAGGACAUUGUGUUCUGCUCAGAAGGCAUUUCAUUUCCCUUUGUAGUAAUUUGCACAGUCAUUUUGUUGUAUUACUUCACUCUGUAUCUCAGUUCUUCAUUACACGCAUCACCUAAGGAUGUGUGUUCCAGUAUGUGUUGGAUGUGACUGGUCAGAUAUAUUGUGCAUGGGAGAGAUUGUUUAGGGGGUAUGAUUACAGAAUUAAAGAAAUGGGUAUCUCAGAGCUUAAAACUUAGGUUAAUACUUUUUAGAUCAUGAUUGAUAAUGGGGUUUGUCCUAUGUUGAAUGCUGGUUUAAAGUGGUUUUCAGCAGCAGUGGAUGGAAUGCUGGCCAGUUCUCCAUCCUGUGGAAUGGCAAUUUGUCAGUCUCCCCAAAUCACUGAUGCUAUCUCAGUUGUGAUGUUAAUAAUGUUCUUUAAGGCUGUAACUUCAUUUUGCUUGAGAGUUUAGACAUGAUUUCAGUAGUUACAGGGCAAUAACACUGUACAUUUUCAGCAGAAAAUAGAGUUUAUUUUCAAGUGAUGAUAAUUUUGGUAUUGUCUUCAGGAAAGAAAUUGAAAAAUCCAAAUUUACUGGUCAGUGUGAGAGGAGAAAGAGAAGCAGCAAAAUACUGACUCAGUCUUAGGGAACAAGCUCUCCUUGCUGUAACACUUCUUGGGCUUAAGGGUCUUCUUUGCUGAGUGAUACUGGUAUAAAUGUGAAGCAGUGGCACUGAGUUCAGUGAGAGGAAACUCCAUCUGACUUGUUACCAGGCUGGUGAUAGUCCCCAACAAGUUAUUAGUCUGAAAUUGGACACACUUCACUGUAAUACCAAAGGGAAAUCCUCAGCACUGUAGAAUUUACACUGACUAUCUGGCUGGAUUUGCAGCAAACAGUGUGGGGAACGUUGUGAUUUUUGCAUUGCUGUGAUAUGAUGUUGAUGAUGGUUAGAACAUAGUUCUACCCUAUGUUCAUUUCUUGCAUUUAUAGAAUCAUAGAAUCAACUGGGUUGGAAAAAGACCUUGAAGAUUAUCAAGUCCAACCAGUAAAAGUCCGUUCCUAAAAGCUAAGUUGGAAUGGAGAGGAAUUCUUAAAAUUAAUGUAACUUCUUCUGAAGCCACUGUGUGAGAUCCAGCAGCUCUAUAUAGUCUAUAUAUAGGACUGACUUUCCAAUCAGCUGAUGUGGAGGCUCCAGGCGCCUCUGAUCCCACCUCAUUUCUAAACAUGCAGCAAAGAAUGCGCAGAUUGUUCCCUCCUUCGUGCUGUGGUUUGGGCCACUCCUAGUGAAAACUCAAUGCCCCCAUUGCCUUAAAUUAACAGGUUUUUAGGAGUUUUAGCCUAAAGCUGAGUUGCAGCAGUGGAAUAAACCACCUCAACCAGAGAGGGAUGUCAGUGUUUGGGUACUUGAAAAUAAUUUCUGGAAACAUUUAUUUAGUGUAAUUUCUGCCUGUCCUAAAGUUUGGGAGAGAGUGUUCUGUGGACUGAAGGGGUUGUUUGGCUGCUUUCUUCUGUGCAAUGAGUGGUCAGAUACUGAACAGUGACAUGUAGAAACUAAAGUCUGCAGUGAGGGCUCGUUCCUUUUAAUGUUUUAACAUAAACAUAACUCUUUCAAUGCUCACUGUCAGCAGUGCUUCAAAUGAGUUAUGGACCCAGGGCUGUUACAGGCUGGGCUGUUGGUUCAGCACCCCAGAAGCUCCUUGGAAUAUGGGUCUUCAACACGUAACUGAGAAAUUACCUUAAAAGUCAUCUGUCCUCAACACACAUGGCUGGCUGCAGGUAGCUUGAGGAGAACUGUUUUCACCCUGAGCAGAGGCUGCAUCUUCUUUCGCUUUGGUCAAAGUCAUUGAAGUGCCAUAGCAGGUAUGCAUGUGGCUUCCCCUUUGGUACCAUACCCAGCCUGGAGAAGGCUUUCAAAUUAGCAAAUGCUGUGAUAUGUCAUUGAUGCUGUGAUAUCAAAUUGCUAGUGCAGAGCUUACCAUAGCAGAAUGUGGUAAAAUUAUUUGUUGAAGGCUGAUGGAAACAAGUGAAAGAUUUUCUUUAAAUGAAUAAUGGGUCAUCUCUUCUGCAAAACUGAAUCGGUGAAGUUGUUAUCGAAUCACUGCGGAUGAGUGAACCAGUUGUCUUCGAAUCUCAUUCCUAGGAAAAUAACUCUUCUAGGCAAAUUAGUUUGCAAAAUACUGCUGUGUCCUGAGCUAAGUAACCUGCUACUGAUUCUGAGUCAUAUCCUUUCCAUCUGACUUUUUGAUUACUUAAGAUACAAGUUUCCUUUUAAGUGAUAUCUGAGGAUUAGACAGUUCAAGAUUCUGUGCCUCCCAGGUGCCUUUUGGCUUCUUGCUGAGCUGGGGUGUGGAGGAAAUGACAGCACGAGCUUUGAACUGCUGCUGCCUUUGCUUUGUGUCACAGCCUUAAAACUCUGGCCAUGUUUGUCAUUUAAUGUGGUAAUGUCGCAAUGUAGAGGCUGUUUCUGUGGUUCUGAUUUUCAGUUUUCACUCUGGCGUAAAGGAGGCUUCCUCUUUCCCUUCCCAUCUGGAAUAUGGGCAUUGUGUAUUUCAGGCUGAGGAUCCCUCCAUGCUCACUAUGUGUGUAUUGUAAAGGCUUUCCUAGUUUUGCCCUGUGCUCUCUGUGGAUUGUAGCUGUGGCAUGUCCCACAGAUUGAGAUCACUAAUUAUUUCCCAAUGUGAGGCAGAAGAAUCAGUAUUUCGCGUGAUGCUUGCUCACAAGGUAGUAGCAUUCCUGCAGAUAGGAGUCAUUCCAAACAAUUUGCGGACAGUUUUGUCGUUCUGAGUAGUAGAUGAUCCUGCAUCCAUGGAACUUGGUGUUUGUCAUUUGCAUUUACAAUGAGAGUUUGAAACUUAAGCUAGGAAAGGGUUAAAAAUCCAUAUUUUGUUUCACUUCUACUUUCAACUCUGCAGAAUAGGAGCUGAGGCUCCGCGGUGCUGCUCAGUGGAGUCCCUGUGUGUUGUGCCCCUGUGCAAGGAAAUUUGGAGCAUUUUGUUGUCUUCCCCAGCACUUCUUGCAUUUACAAGAAAAACAGGUUACACAUGUGCUAGCCAUGCCUGACCUUGCUGAAGAGGUGAAAGAAAAGCCUUUUCCCUGCUCUCUCUUUCAAGGGCAGACCCAACAUCUUUGUACCCACUGGUGGCUCUAUCAUUUCCCAUCAGCCUGUUGUUCAUCAGAUGAUGUUCUGGUUCAGAACAUUCGUGCCAUGUUUAUAAAUCAGUUUUUUUAUAUUUUGUACUGAAAGCAAUUGGAGCACUUUUAGGAAAGUUAUUUCAAAUUCCAUUUCUCUUUGCACCUGGAAGGAAAUCUCUCAUGGAAAGCAGAUCCUGUCAGCAUAACUGCAUCUCACUCGGAGCUGUGAACUCUUGAUGCUCUUUAGUCUUAGGUCCGGUUUCUAGGCCCACCUUGCACUGUAAAGAUUUAAUAACUAAUCAUGGUCCGUGGUUAAAUUGACCAUUUUGUUGGGGAAGUGUUUGGUUUGGUUUUUCGUUAGGGUAGUAAACAGUGUAAAUAAUUCCUUUCUGUGAUACUGCAGCAGCCACAUCUUUGUAGUCUUUAUUUUAUUUGUAAAGUCGAUGGUUCAAUGUUACCAUUCUGUUGGAAUUGUGCACUCAUGAUUAAUUGUAACUUGAUCUUAGCACACCAAAUGAUGAUUUUUACAAUGAUUGCAAUGUUUCUCCACUGAAGGAUUUCAGAGCUGCAAUAGGACUGAAACCAACUUCUAGCAAUAAAAAAGAACAUUUAAAACUGGC